Messenger RNA from Mobula hypostoma (lesser devil ray), 1805 nucleotides. Its product is annotated as leucine-rich single-pass membrane protein 1-like. The record is from RefSeq and is a predicted model, not a curated record. Lineage: Eukaryota; Metazoa; Chordata; Chondrichthyes; Myliobatiformes; Myliobatidae. Bases 186 to 698 code for a protein of 170 amino acids. The transcript is spliced from 5 exons.
CUCACAGCUUGUCCAGAAUAAUCUUGCCUCAGGAAAGGGAUAAAUUAAUCCUCGACAAAGCUCAAGUACUACACUGUUCAAACUAAAAUAUUAUCUGAACUUGGUAGUUUCUCUGAGAAAACAUUUAAUAGCCUGGUGAUUUAUUUAUGCUUCACAGAAUUCUACUCGAUUUGUAAUAAAGCCUGAUGAAAAUGCAGAACGGUUUCAAGGACUUAACAGAUUUUGACUUAGAUGGAGACAGCAAACUCUAUGUGGUUGACUCGAUUAAUAACUUGCACAGAACAAUUACUUGUGAUGACCCCUAUGGGCCAAUUUUAAAUUCAGAGGAGUGUGAGAGCGCUGCUGGAAAUAUCGAAGCAUCCACCAGGGGAUUAUUGAGUGACAAUGAGCAGAAGAAGCAACCCGAAACUGAUCCUGCAACAAUUAAAUCCGCAGAAAACGUUCCUCUGGGUUCUCCCUCAAAGCUAAAGAAAAAAUUACUACUUGCAGUAGUAAUAUUGUUGCUGCUGGUGAGCUUCGUACUUGCUGCUCUCGCUAUCAUUUUUAUCGUGAGGAUGGAUGACCAGCUUGAUUACAUUCUGGCAAAGAUAGCAGCAGAAGGGAAACAGGUUAAAGAAAUCAAGAUUCCUGUGAUGGAUCACUUCAAUUUCUCGAAAGAAUCAAACAAUAGCAAUGUAACUGGACUAUUUCACAAUUAAAGUCCAUAAUGACCAAAAGAAAUUGCAAGUACUGUACAAGUUUACUGCUAACCUUUUAAGGAGACUGAUGAAAAGAUUACAUCAUAUGAAAGGUGGCUCAGAGUGUACCUAAUGUAAUUCAAACAAUGUUUGCUGGAGCUCCGGAAGGUUUUUGAGUCUUAUGCAGAAUAUGUUUUGUGAAUUACAUGAUAAAUGGAACCGCACAAACCAACCUAUUAUGUUCAUAAGCAAACAGCCUUACAAGACUGGAGUCAAUGAAAUGAAUAGCAGCUGUCAACUACAGGAAGAAAUGGAUUGAAUUACAGAGCAAGAAUCUCCCCAAAGCAAUGCUCCAUACAGGAGUUAGCAUAUUGCAGUGAAAAUGACAAUCCCUUGUUUGAGAGGAAUUCAUCAACUAGUGAAUCUGUUAGUUGUUCUACUUGCUGAGCCAGUGAUGAUACAAUUAACUGACACAGGAUUUAAUUCUUGAACAAUGCAAUUGUGAAAAAAUCUGUUUUAUUAAGAAAAAAAUGUCCAAAAUACUACAUUAUGAUGCAUGGUUCUAUUACUUAAUUUAUUUGUGAAUUGAUUAUUUUUUCUGUGAUUCGUAACAUCAAUGAAUCCUGGCUUGAAAAUGUUAUAUAUUAAGCACCUUAGAUAUGACCAUAUGGAAUAAAUUGUUUAAAAAUUAAAUGCUUCCAUCACUGAAAAAGACUGAAUCUCAUAAUCAUAUUUUAAGACCUGUGUUGAUAGUAUUUUUUUUAGAUUUCAUCCCUUUUUAUUAACCUGAAUGAAAUAAUAUGCAUGCAAAAAUGUACAGUGAAGCAGUCUGUGAAUAAAUUCAUUGGAAAGUAAUCUUUGGAGGACACUGUGAUGCAGUUUCCUUCAUCUCUGAGAACCAGCACCCUCAUUAUACACCUUGAAUGUAAUGUUACCCCAAAACUCCCUGCAUGAAUCUCUUCAGCAGAUUCAUGCACCUGUGGUGACUACAUUUGCAAAUGAUAUUGUAAACUAUUAUGCUUGACUCUAGUGAAUAAUCCUCUUUCUUCCUCACAAAUAAUCAACAUUAUUGAUCAUAAAAUAUUUUUCCACUGUCUCCACUGCAUUGUCGAUCUUUAUGGUAUUAGC